AUGGCAUUGAGUGGUGACUACGAAGAUGGCGAGAUUUUGGAAGAAGGUGAGGAGACAGUGCAGCCCUCUGCUUCCUUGCAACCAAAUGCAUCUGGUACAUCUCUUUAUUUUGCAUCCGUUGAUGCCUCCGCCUCUUCCCAACUCUUUGUACAGCCCCCAAACGAGCCUCUACUCCCCACACCAAGUAGCAAUUCGCGUAAACGUCUGCACUCGUCGCUACAAGACGCCAGAGGUGCUGAAUUGAACUCAGUAUACGACAGACGUAUACCUUUGUCUCAUCGUCAGCCAGUGCGCUACAGCCACAACAAUAACAAUGGCUACGAUGACCGUAGACGUGACAUCACGCCCCAAGAUGACCGCGUAUAUGCUGAGGAUCUGAUAGUACAAUACCCGAGUCAGCAGCCACGUAGUAACGUGCUAUUGGACUUUUCCACGUGGAUGGCAGCUGCAGGAAGCAGAAAACGCCUGAAUGUCGAGGAUGUACAGAAGCUGGUGCUUAAUGUGUUGAGAGGAGGCAGCAAAAAGGAGAAGGGUGUCGUGAGCCCCUAUUUACUGCCGUCCCUCAUGCCCGGAGCCGAUUUGCCUACCAAAGUCUGCCUUAUACUGUUAAAGAAAAUGCGUCCGUUGAUGCUGCAGAAAUGCCGAGCCCAAUUGAGCUUUUUGAAAGGAUGUUCAAGUGUUCCAGUCGUGUUGAUAAAGCAGGAGCUGAACCAAAUUCGAAGGUCGGAAGCACCAUUGCCAGAGCUCAUGUACAAGUUCCCGAGACCGACAGUAGAUACGCACGAACUAUCGAUCGAUGAACUGUUCUAUGCGCAUGAACUGACGUUUCUGAUGAAACACUCACUUGGGUUUACGGAUGAGUUGGUGUUGUCACCGGCGGGUACAUUUACACGAAAGUCUCGGCCUCUUGGAGGAACGUGGGCGCUUGACGGUGACUUGCUGCAUCUAAAAUGGAGACAGUCUACGAAAAAAGUGGCGCCUGGGGCGGAUGAGACGGCGACAGAACAGGAAGCUGUGGUGGAGGAGGAUGCCGUCGCAUACACGCUGGACGUGCUGGUUGGCCAAGAUGCCAGUAUGCACGAGUUUAGAACUGAUCCGGUGACGGAUGAGACCUAUGCGCACAAGGUGCCUGAACAUUUGGCCAAGAAAUGUCGCGGUGAUGACAAGCUCCGCUCCAUCUGGCUCUCUCUUGCAAAAGCGACCGCUGUCGAUGUGCCUCGCUCGACCGAUGGAACGCUGAUAUUGCGUGAUCAAGCACAGGCGAAGGGACUGCCAAAGUGUCAGCAUGAUCUCUCCUCAGCAGAUGCGAAUAGCCAUGAUGCAAAGAGAGAGAAGGAGGUGAGACGCGAGGCAUUCGAGUAUUAUGUGCUUUCGCCUGAAGAAUUGAAGCAACAUGGGUAUCCAAUCGACGUAGAAGAAGAACAGCGCCAACUGUUAGCAAGCACGGGCGGGAGCACGCGCGACACAUACGUGGCAACGAAGCCUCGACCGACGGUUGCGACUGACAGUCCUGCGUCAGCCUUGGAUGAUGAUGAAGAAGGAGUGACGAUGGAGACGGACGAAACAUUGGCAAAUGCGUCUUCAGAUGACAACUUUGUCUACGCUCUAGAUUGUGAAAUGUGCGAGACGGACAUCGGCAUGGAACUGACGCGCGUAACGGUGGUCAAUAUCAAUGGUGUCGUCGUGUAUGAUCAGCUGGUGAAGCCGCAAAGCACCAUCAUUAACUAUCAUACGGAAUUCAGUGGAAUCUCAGAGGAGACCCUGAAGGACACGAAACACAUUCUGGCUGACGUACAGCGAGAUUUGACGACGCAAUUUCUCUUCGAGGACACGAUCCUCGUGGGGCACUCUUUGACGAGUGAUUUGCGUGCUCUGCGUAUGGUGCAUCCGACCAUUGCAGACACGGCGAUCCUGUUCCCUCAUCAACGCGGAUUUCCAUUUCGCACUUCACUUAAAUAUCUUACCAAGACAUAUCUGAAGAAAGAUAUCCAGAUGCAGGUCCAGGCUGGACACGACUCGGCUGAGGACGCCAUUGCAUCAUUGAACUUGCUGCUACUGAAAGUUCGUGAAGGACCCUGGUUUGGUAUUCCUGACGCAAUCUCCUCGGGUGGAGCUUUCGAUUCAAUCGUAGACAAGGUCUUCGCUUUAGGGAAGACGAUGACAAUGCUUCGCCUGCAGAGCGAGGCACCUCCUGUAGAUAGCUCUACCGCUGCACCAGCAUCGGAGCGAAAACCAUGGGAUUUAUACGCAAGCGGUGAUUUAAAGGCUGACUCGCAGAGCCCCUUUCGCCAUGCUAGAACAGUGAAGAGCAAGGCUGAAGCGUGCUCUUCGGCAUCGUCAGGUGUGACUUCGGCAAGCGCCGUCGUGAAGGUUGAAGACUGUUUGUCGUGGGAGGCGCUAAAGACCAGUCUCCACGAUAUCUUAAGUGCCAAGAUGAGUGAAGCUACCGAGCAGCCAGAUCUGUGCUGGGUAGAAAUUGAGCCCCCAAGUGCAAGUGCAGUGGGGUGCAACGACUUUGUAGGCAAGCACGAGCGCUGGAUGGCUGAACAACAGGCUUAUUGCGAGCAGGUGGAUGCGUUCCUGCAGCAAGUUUGUGACGAAGUGUUGCCUAAGGGCACGCUCCUACUUGUUCUUCCUCAAGGUGAUCUGAGUCUGCUGCGAUAUCUUCAGGGCCUGCGAACGCGCUCCAAGUGGCGCGACGCCACUCGUAGCUGUGAUGACCUGGCACCUGCACAGCUACACGCCGCAGUGGGAGACGCGUUCCGUGGUGCUAUGGACAGCUGCUUGUUGCUGAUGCAGAAGUGA
Molecule: messenger RNA, 2805 nt
Organism: Peronospora farinosa
Lineage: Eukaryota; Oomycota; Peronosporomycetes; Peronosporales; Peronosporaceae
Source: the annotation of a GenBank genome assembly